AUGUCCUCGACCUCAAGAGGCGGGCCUCCCAUGGGCCGAGAUCGAGACCGAGACGUUCGAUACGGAAGCGCAACAACAGAUGAAUACGGAAAACGGAAAAAGAGUCACUAUGCUGCCUCCACCAGGAGAGACUUCAAGCUGACGAAUUCACCACCUCCAGAGGCAGCUUCGUCGAGCUCAUACUCUUCAAAUAAGUCCGCUGGAACUGAUUACGGCAGAUCGCGUUAUAGACAGCCGUCUAGCUUAAGCAAUAGUGGGCCUCUGUACUCCAGCAGGCUGAACCUUUACGGGAAGGACUCAAGGUAUGGGCUGAAGCCAAGCUACAAUUACAACGCAAAAUACUACAAUGAAAGAAGCAGUGGAGGUGCAUACGGCUCGUACAAUGCUAGCAAACGAGAACCGGCCAGCAACUACUAUGGAUAUCCUAGCUCAAAUAGAGACUUCAGAGAUAGCAGGGACUUCAGAGACAGCAGGGAGGCAAGAGAGCCCAGAGAGCCCAGAGAGCACCGUGAGACCUGGGAUUAUAAGGAAUCGACGUCUCGAGAUAUGAUCAGCAGCUCCAGUCUACCGAGAGAAGGUGCAAGAGACCAGUGGCGCUCAGAUAGGCCUAAGACGUCACUCACGGCAUCUGGCCCUCCUCCUAGAUCAUAUGGCUCCUCGCGCUAUAACGCUAAUAGUAUCCCCGUAUCUGGACGUGAUCAUCAUCGAGGUAGUGGCGCUUUGUCGCAUUCGGGUCCAGACUUCAAGAGGGAAAGAUAUGACUACGACAAUGACCACUCCAAUCGAUGGAAACUGACAUAUAGCUCGAGAGAUAAGCCUAGGUCUCUCACGGGCUCUCGUCCCUACAAGGAGAAGAGAAGCUCUUCUUCCCUAACUAACAGUGUAGGAGGUCUCAAAAGGGGCGACUCUUACUACCCAUCGAAGGGCUCUGCAUACCCGUCUGGCAUCAAUAGAUAUCAGGAUAGGUAUACCGACAGGUAUACUGAACGAAGACAUGAUUCAGAUGAUGUCAAGUCUGGUUAUGAUGCAGACGACUACGUCACUGAGGAGGCUAGUGCAGACGACGUCAAUAAACUGCGCUACCAACGUGAGGAAAUAAUUGAGGAUGGUGUCCGAGAUAAGGAAGAUGAAGAUAUGAAGGACGAUGAGUACAUGAGCGACAAGGAGACUACCGCUAAUGACUGGGAAGAUACCACAAAUGUUGACUCCGAGUUGGAAGCUAAGAAGAUUUCCGAAUCUGUUGUUCAUGAUCUUAAGUCUAUGGAUGGAGGUCAGAGAAGACAUAGCGUGACUCGCGAAGAAGAUUCAUCUCCACAAGAAAUUGAUGGUGAAAAACUGCACAAAAUUCACAUCACCGAGGAAGAGGGAGAGCUGAAAGUGAAGGUAGAAGCACCCUCAGAGCCACCUUCAUCAGAGCACACGCAAUCCAAAGACCUCACCACUUCUACCCUCUCUUCAAUCGAUGAACUCAAGAUGAAACAAGUCACCAAGGAAGAUCUUGCAUCAGUUGAUUACCCUGCGGGCUGCUUUGCUCCUCUUACAGAACUCGACACGAAACUUCAACAACUAAGCUUUGAGUUCAGAUUUGAGAAUUCACAGAAUGAUGAUGGCACUUUCCUCAGGUUCAGGUUGGCGAAACCAUUGAAGAAUAUUCAAGAGUAUCCUUUUUAUCAGCAGAACUUGUCUGACUUUGCGUCCAAGUACAAGCGUAUAAGCGAAAUCCUUGGUCGUCGCGAGCGUGACAUGAAGAAGAGACGUCUCUCAUUGUGGAUGAAAUAUAAUGAAUUACAAAAGGAAAAUGAUGAGAGACGCGAGAAGCUCGACGAACAGCUCAAGGUAUUACAUCCACCUGAUGACGAAGCUAGAAAAGAAUUGGAGUCAAUUGAUAUAAGGGUAAAGAAUAAUGAUCAGGUCUCUGACGCUCAAUCUCCAACAGAGCCUCAACCUCCUGCUGGACGAAGAGGACGUCGUCACGGUGAUUUGGUGACAACGGAGGCUGAAUUUCAAGAGAUCUUGAAAAGUUUGGAAAAUGAGCUGAAUGAAGAUCCAUUGAUAAAAGCUCAGCGUGUUUCUGCUACGAUUCCAGAUCUCAUUUUAGAUCCCGUUGAGCGCCAAAGCUUCGUUUUCAUGGACUCAAACAAUAUUGUUCAUGAUAAGGAAAAAUGGGCAAGUCGUAUCAAGUCAGACUUUAUGGACAAUUUCACCGAGAGAGAGCAUGACGCUUUCUGUGAGGCAUUCUGUCGUGCUCCAAAACGUUUUGGUCAAAUUUCCAAGAUUAUAGGUGGCUUGAGAACUCCGGAAGAGUGUGUUGUGCACUAUUACAUGACAAAGAAGGCGGUCAACUACAAGUACUUGGUAUCACAGUUCAAAAAGCGUUCAGCCAGGAAGCCUUCAAGAAGAAAGUCUAAACUUAAAGAGCAAGAGGCGUCCGAAACCACAGAUGUCGCUCCUUUGGAGGGUACUGAUAGUAGCAAAGAGACCGAAGCAAUGACGCCUGAUGUUCCUUCCCUCGAACCCGCCGAAGAGGUGAAGCGGAGGCGUGGGGCUACAUUGCUGAGUGAAGAAUUGGCAAGGGCAAUUUCCGGUGAGGAUGAUGCGGAGCGGCCCCCUAAGAAGAAAGCACGGAGACGUAAGGAUGAAGAAGUACAGGUAUCGGUAGACGAUAAGCCUACUGAGCAGCCGCCUUCGGUUGCUGUGCCCCACGUCGAAGGUGCCUAUCCUGGGGCUCCAUCCGCUCAGGUAUCUCCGCAAGAUGGUCUUGCUAAUGGCUCAGUCGCAGAUGAUAAGCGCAAGACCAUCACAAGUUAUUGGAGUAUCACCGAAGUCAAUGAGUUCCCUCGCUUGCUCGCACAAUAUGGUUCCAAGUGGUCAAUCAUUUCCAAGAUGCUCGGCACCAAAACCCCUACGAUGGUCAGGAAUUACUAUCAAAGAAAUGCCGCGAAGAACGGAUGGCAACAGCUUGUCUUGGAUGCGGACGGAAGACUUGGAGGUGGGUUUGACACACAUGCGCAGCUCUCCAACGUGGAUGCUACGAUUGUGGUGAAGCCUCAACGGCGUCCUGAUGAGAAUCCUCUGGGUCGCAGACAGGAGGAACAUGUCAAUGGCUCGUUUGGAAGCGCUACAGUAGCCGCCCCUCCUCCCCCUGCUCCACCGAGGAUGCCCGAAAUUCCUGUGGGCACCUUCCAGCAUCCAUAUCCAAGCUCUGCUUUCCCGCCCAAGCGGGCAUCUGUCGGCUCCUUGCUCUCAGGUCCAGUGCCUGUAAUGUACGAGCAGACGCCUUACGCGAGCACCAUACCACCAGCUACAGCACCAGCUCCAGUUACUCUUCCACCGGUCCUUCCUGCGUCACAGGCACAGCAGCCAGCCAAGCACGGAGGGGUGAAACCCUCAAUCAUGAGUCUUCUUAAUGCGGACAGCACAGGUCUGCUGCCUCCACCCAUGUCAGCACCAACGGCAUCGCCAGCACCACCUCAACAGCCGCAAAUCAGCACACAGCUACAAGUUAGCACACAGCCCGUUCAACCAGCGCCGGCGCCGGCGCCGGUAAAAGCCCCCAAACCAGGCAACCUUGCGUCCUUGCUCAACGCUGCCUCGUCACCAUUGCGUGCGCCAGAAGCAGAGGAGAGCAAGCCCGAGCCUCCUAAACCCACCCCCCGCAAGAAUAGCAUCAAGUCUUUAUUGCACGACCUGUGA
Molecule: messenger RNA, 3693 nt
Organism: Candidozyma auris
Lineage: Eukaryota; Fungi; Ascomycota; Pichiomycetes; Serinales; Metschnikowiaceae
Gene: SNT1
Product: Snt1p
Exons: 1
Coding region: 1-3693 (1230 amino acids)
Biological process (GO): regulation of transcription by RNA polymerase II
Cellular component (GO): Set3 complex
Source: RefSeq, a predicted model, not a curated record